AUGUCCAGCACUAUAUUGAUUGUCGGUGCCGGUUUCGCCGGAGUGUGGAGCGCACUCUCUGCGAAGCGCCUGAUCAACAACAGCAGCGAUCGAGCCAACACCAUCAACAUCGUCGUCGUAGCGCCUGAGCCGUUUCUGGUUAUACGACCGCGCCUCUACGAAACGAAUGCCGCCAGCAUGACGCAUCCCCUCGCUGCCUUGUUUGAAGCUGCCGGCGUACAGUUCCUUCAGGGAACCGUCGAGACGAUAGACACCCAGGCCCACACCGUUCACGUCAGGUCUCCGACGGGUCCCGACCCUGAAGUGGUGUCUUUUGACCGCCUCAUCCUCGCGGCCGGCAGCUCUGUUGUACGCCCGCAGGGCGUAACCGGACUUGGGCAACAUGCUUUCGACGUAGACUCCCUCGAAUCCGCUGCAAAACUCGAGGCCCAUCUCGAGAGUCUCGCGUUAUCCCCGCCGAGCGCCGCACGCGACACCGUCGUCGUCUGUGGCGCCGGCUUCACCGGAAUCGAGCUGGCGUGUGAGCUGCCACGGCGCCUCAGUCACCUGAAUAGUCCACGCAUCGUCUUGAUCGAGGGAGCAGACGUGCUUGGCCCCGAGUUGGGACCCGGGCCCCGUCCGGUAAUCACCCAGGCCCUGGAAGACCUCGGCGUCGAAGUCAAACUCGGCUCUGCGGUCGCCGCAGUCGACAAUCAAUGCGUGACUCUUGUCUCGGGGGAGCGCAUCGAGACGAUGACAGCGGUCUGGACAGCUGGCAUGCGCGCCACGCCCCUGACUGAACACAUUCCGGGGACCAAAGACACGCUCUCGCGCGUCCAUGUCGACAAACACCUCCGAGCAUUGUCUUCUGCGCACGUCUUCGUCACGGGAGACGCUGCCUACGCCUCGGCCGAUGACCAGGGCCACCACGCCUUGAUGUCCUGCCAGCACGCCCUUCAACUCGGCCGGGUCUCGGGGCACAACGCCGCUGCAGAUCUGCUCAACGAGCCGCUCCUGAAGUACUCGCAGGAGGCUUACAACUGCUGCCUCGACCUCGGCUCCUGGGGCGCGGUGAUCACGGGGGGCUGGGACAAAGAGGUGAGAAUGACGGGGAGCUUGGCCAAGCGAACAAAGGGGUACAUCAACCAGAAGCUCAUUUACCCUCCUUCAGACGCCGAGGAAGCGCUUCUUGCGGCGAACCCUGUAGGGCCCGACUCCGAUGAUCUCAUUGAGAAGAUUUUUGUGGCCGUCAGCUGA
This is a messenger RNA of Colletotrichum higginsianum IMI 349063, 1236 nucleotides long. Its product is annotated as FAD-dependent pyridine nucleotide-disulfide oxidoreductase. Bases 1 to 1236 code for a protein of 411 amino acids. NCBI's taxonomy places the organism in Eukaryota, Fungi, Ascomycota, Sordariomycetes, Glomerellales, Glomerellaceae. The transcript has a single exon. The record is from RefSeq and is a predicted model, not a curated record. Gene Ontology annotation, molecular function: NADH dehydrogenase activity.